CUUGCUCAUCAUGUCUUCUAUUCUUGGGAAGAUGAAGAAAUUUGGCAGUUCUGACAUGGAGGAAUCUGAAGCAACAGAUGAACACACAGAUGGGGAGGACUCCACGCUGGAAACAUCUGACAGCCUCCAGAGUACACUCAACACCAAGGUCCAUCCACCCAAAAGCAACAUCUUUGCAAGACGUGGGAGGUUUGUGAUGGGGGAUAGUGAUAAGGACAUGGCUCCCAUGGACUCCUUGUACCAGAUGGAUCACCUGUUGGCACCUUCUGUCAUCAAAUUUCAUGCCAAUUUGGAAAGGGGGAAAUUUCACAAGCUCCGAUCUACAGAUUCCAUCACAGGCUGCUCAGAAAAGGCUUUUAAAUUUUAUGACCGCAGAAGGAUCUUUGAUGCUGUAGCACAAGGCAACACAAGGGACCUGGAUGAUCUGCUACUCUACCUUAAUAGAACCUUGAAGCAUCUCACAGAUGAUGAGUUCAAAGAGCCAGAAACUGGGAAAACCUGCUUACUGAAAGCCAUGCUGAAUCUACAUGAUGGGAAAAAUGACACUAUUCCCUUGCUGCUGGAUAUUGCAAAGAAAACUGGAACUCUGAAAGAGUUUGUUAACGCAGAGUAUACAGACAAUUACUACAAGGGCCAGACUGCACUUCACAUCGCCAUUGAGAGAAGGAACAUGUACCUGGUGAAGCUCUUGGUCCAGAAUGGAGCAGAUGUUCAUGCAAGAGCCUGUGGGGAGUUCUUCAGGAAAAUCAAAGGGAAACCUGGCUUUUAUUUUGGGGAGCUGCCUCUAUCCCUGGCUGCCUGCACCAACCAGCUUUGCAUUGUGAAAUUCCUCCUUGAGAACCCCUAUCAGGCCGCCAACAUUGCUGCUGAGGACUCCAUGGGCAACAUGGUCCUUCACACACUGGUGGAAAUUGCAGAUAAUACCAAGGAUAAUACCAAGUUUGUUACCAAGAUGUACAAUAAUAUAUUGAUCCUUGGUGCCAAAAUUAAUCCAAUCUUGAAGCUAGAAGAACUCACCAACAAGAAAGGGCUGACUCCAUUAACUCUGGCAGCCAAAACAGGGAAGAUAGGGAUUUUCGCUUACAUCCUCAGACGAGAGAUCAAAGAUCCUGAGUGCAGACAUUUGUCUAGGAAGUUCACUGAAUGGGCUUAUGGACCUGUCCACUCAUCCCUUUAUGACCUGUCCUGUAUAGACACAUGUGAAAAAAAUUCAGUGCUUGAGAUUAUUGCCUACAGCAGUGAAACCCCAAACCGUCAUGAGAUGCUGCUGGUGGAACCCCUUAACAGGCUGCUACAAGACAAGUGGGACCGGUUUGUCAAACACUUAUUUUACUUCAACUUCUUUGUCUAUACCCUGCACAUUACCAUCCUCACUGCAGCGGCCUACUACAGACCUGUAGAGAAGAAAGAGAAGCCUCCCUUCACAUUUGGUCACAGCACUGGGGAAUAUUUUCGAGUGACUGGAGAGAUCCUGAGUGUAUUGGGAGGUCUCUAUUUUUUUCUCAGAGGGAUACAGUAUUUCGUGCAGAGGCGCCCGUCAUUCAGGACACUGAUAGUUGACAGCUACAGUGAGGUUCUUUUCUUUGUUCACUCCUUGCUCCUCCUGAGCUCUGUGGUGCUGUAUUUCUGUGGCCAGGAACUGUAUGUGGCUUCCAUGGUCUUCUCCUUGGCGCUGGGCUGGGCAAACAUGCUGUACUACACCCGUGGCUUCCAGCAGAUGGGUAUUUACUCUGUCAUGAUUGCCAAGAUGAUCCUUAGAGAUUUAUGUCGCUUCAUGUUUGUCUAUCUAGUAUUCCUCUUGGGAUUUUCUACAGCUGUGGUGACUUUAAUUGAAGAUGACAAUGAGGGGCAGGAUACAAAUAUCUCUGAAUAUUCCCGAUGCUGCCAUGUGAAACGAGGCCGCACAUCCUACAACAGUCUAUAUUAUACCUGCUUGGAGCUCUUCAAGUUCACUAUCGGGAUGGGGGACCUGGAGUUCACAGAGAACUACAGGUUCAAGUCAGUGUUUGUCAUCCUUUUGGUUCUUUAUGUCAUCCUUACAUACAUCCUCCUGCUCAACAUGCUUAUUGCACUGAUGGGGGAAACUGUGAGCAAAAUUGCACAGGAGAGCAAGAGCAUCUGGAAACUCCAGAGAGCUAUCACAAUCUUGGAUAUUGAGAACAGCUACUUGAACUGUGUGAGGCGCUCGUUCCGGUCUGGGAAGCAAGUCUUGGUUGGGGUCACACCUGAUGGCCAGGAUGAUUACAGAUGGUGCUUUAGGGUUGAUGAAGUGAACUGGUCCACGUGGAAUACUAAUUUGGGCAUAAUCAAUGAAGAUCCUGGGUGCUCUGGGGACCUCAAACGGAAUCCCAGUUACUCUAUUAAGCCUGGCAGAGUUUCAGGAAAAAACUGGAAAACAUUGGUUCCGCUUUUAAGAGAUGGAAGCAGGAGAGAAGAGACACAAAAACUACCAGAAGAAGUCAAAUUAAAACCUAUUUUGGAACCUUAUUAUGAGCCAGAAUAUUCUGAGACAUUGAAGGAGUCACUUCCAAAGUCAGUCUAAUCUUAUUUUAUUUUUAAGAAGGCUAACUGUAGUUGCCUUUGUUGGUUCUCACAAGCAGGACAACUAAAGCACUUCAUUUGUAAGAACAGGGAUUUCUGGAAAAAGAUAGAGGAUCGGGGAAAUUACAGUGUGCAGGGAUCCAUGAAG
This is a messenger RNA of Melopsittacus undulatus (budgerigar), 2689 nucleotides long. It is a transcript of the gene TRPV1, whose product is annotated as transient receptor potential cation channel subfamily V member 1. The transcript is spliced from 15 exons. Gene Ontology annotation, molecular function: calcium channel activity; protein binding. The record is from RefSeq and is a predicted model, not a curated record. Gene Ontology annotation, cellular component: plasma membrane. Gene Ontology annotation, biological process: calcium ion import across plasma membrane. NCBI's taxonomy places the organism in Eukaryota, Metazoa, Chordata, Aves, Psittaciformes, Psittaculidae. Bases 11 to 2542 code for a protein of 843 amino acids.